This is a messenger RNA of Rosa rugosa (rugosa rose), 2471 nucleotides long. RefSeq lists its product as uncharacterized. Bases 50 to 2464 code for a protein of 804 amino acids. NCBI's taxonomy places the organism in Eukaryota, Viridiplantae, Streptophyta, Magnoliopsida, Rosales, Rosaceae. Gene Ontology annotation, molecular function: ATP binding. The transcript is spliced from 5 exons. The record is from RefSeq and is a predicted model, not a curated record.
GGUAAAUACAGUUGACGGGUUCCAGGGUGGGGAAGACGACAUAAUUAUAAUGUCCACUGUAAGAUCCAACAGCCAUCAAUCACUUCAGUUUAUUUCAAAUAUUCAAAGAGUCAAUGUUGCUCUCACAAGGGCUAGGCACUGUCUCUGGAUUUUGGGCAACGAAAAAACUCUAUGCAGUAGUGAUUCUGUUUGGAAGGCCUUGGUUCUUGAUGCCAAAAGUCGUGAAUGCUUCUUUAAUGCUGAUCAAGACAAGGAUUUGGCCAAGGCCAUAGUAGACGUAAAGAAAGAGUUGGACCAAUUGGAUGAUUUGCUCAAUGCCGACAGCAUACUUUUCAAAAAUGCCAGAUGGAAGGUGCUUUUUAGUGAUAACUUUUUGAAGUCAUUCAAGAAACUGACGUCAGCCUCUCUGAAGAAGUCAGUACUAAACCUUCUACUGAAGCUUUCAACUGGCUGGAGACCUAGGAAGCGCAACGUAGAGACAAGUUGUAGUAGCUCUUCACUAAUCUUGAGGAAAUUUAAGGUUAAAUCUCUAUAUAUUGUUUGCACAACAGACAUUGAAAAGGAUAUUGUUUGCACAACAGACAUUGCAAAGGAUAUGAGAUACAUUCAAAUAUUAAGGGUCUGGGACAUAUUGCUCCUGGAGGAUAUCCCAAAGUUGGAAUAUCGCCUGGAGACUAUUCUAAACAGAUAUGCAGAUGAUUUUAUUAAUCUUUGCAAGGAGAAAUAUCUUGACGGUGAUUUAGAAGUUCCACAGAGCUGGCCACUUUCUCUGGAAUUUUCCCGGUUCAAGGAUCCUAGUGUCACUGAAACCAAGAGAGAUUUUGUUGGUGACACUUCUGAUGGCAGGAGUUAUGUUGAGAAUUCACAGGUCAGCGAGAGUUUGUUGCUAAUGAAAUUUUACUCUUUAUCAUCUGGUUUGGUGAACCACUUGCUCUCUGACUGUGGGGGUAGAGAAUUGGAUCUCCCGUUUGAAGUUACAGACCAAGAAAGGGAGAUUAUACUUCAUAGUAGAAGUUCUUUUAUAGUUGGACGGUCAGGUACUGGGAAGACCACCGUCUUAACCAUGAAGUUAUUCCAAAGAGAACAAUGGCACCAUUUGGCUGUGCAGGCAUGUUAUGGUACUGAAAAUAGCAAUGAUGAGCAAAGUUCUGCAACUACUGAAGGGAAAAUUCUACGCCAGCUUUUCGUUACAGUGAGUCCUAAGCUAUGUUUUGCCAUCAAGCAACAUGUUACACAUUUGAAAAGUUUUGCGUGUGGUGGAAGUGACUCAGCUGAAAGAAGUUUGAUUGAUAUAGUUGAUUUUGAUGAGGAGGAAUCCCAAUUCAAGGACAUCCAAGAUUCAUUUCAUAAUAUUCCUCCGAGUUCUUACCCUCUUGUGAUAACAUUCUAUAAGUUCCUGAUGAUGCUUGAUGGAACAUUGAGUAACUCAUACUUUGCAAGGUUUUGCGAUGCAUCACUUCCUCAUGGCCAAUUUAGAAAUUCAAGAUCAGUUGUGUUCCAGGCCUUUAUAAGGACAAAAGAAGUCAAUUAUGAGAGGUUUAGUUCAUCAUAUUGGCCCCAUUUUAAUACUCAGCUAACUAAGAACCUUGAUGUUGCAAGAGUCUUUACAGAGAUUAUUUCUCAUAUAAAAGGUGGCUUGGGAGCUAUAGAAACAUGUGAUGGGAAGCUCAGCCGGGAGGAUUAUGUUAAAUUGUCAGAGGGCCGAGCUUCUAAUUUAAGCAAGCAAAAAAGAGAACAGAUAUAUGAGAUAUUUCAAGAUUAUGAAAAAAUGAAGAUGGGAAAUCGUGAAUUUGAUCUGGCUGACUUUGUAAAUGAUCUUCAACGUCGACUCAAGCAUGAGAAAUAUGUGGGUGAUCAGAUGGAUUUUAUUUAUAUUGAUGAGGUUCAAGAUCUCACAAUGAGUCAAAUUGCUUUGUUCAAACAUAUGUGCAACAAUGUUGAUGAGGGAUUUAUUUUUUCUGGUGAUACAGCACAAACAAUUGCCAGGGGUAUUGAUUUUAGGUUCCAAGAUAUACGGCAUCUGUUCUACAAGAAGUUUGUGUUGGAGUCAAGAAGCAAUAAGCAAGAUGAAAGAAAAGAAAAAGGCCAAAUUUCUGAAAUAUAUCAUUUGACUCAAAACUUCCGUACCCAUGCUGGUAUAUUGAAGUUAUCACAGAGCAUUAUUGAGCUACUAUAUCGCUUUUUUCCUUUUUCAAUUGAUGUUUUAAAACCAGAAAGCAGUCUGAUUUAUGGAGAAGCUCCGGUUGUGCUUGAAUCUGGAGAAAAUGAAAAUGCAAUCAUCAAAAUAUUUGGAAAUAGUGGAAAUAUAGUUGGCUUUGGUGCAGAGCAGGUGAUAUUGGUGCGAGAUGAUAGUACUCGAAAAGAAAUUUCCAAUGUUGUUGGGAAGCAUGCUCUUGUCCUAACCACAGUUGAGUGCAAGGGCCUUGAGUUUCAGGUGAUCACAAAUAUAUGCUCAUAUAUUUGACUUUUAA